AUGGCGUUGUGCGAGGUGCAUCGAUCGGCCACCGUGGCCUUCGCGCCCACGGAGCCGCUUAUAGCGAUGGGGACUAUGGCGGGAGCCAUCGAUCUCUCCUUCUCCUCCUCCGCCUGCCUCGAGAUCUUCCGCCUCGAGUUCGCAUCCACCACCGCAUCCGCCGACAAUCCCGCCGCAUCUGCCGCCUCCUCCGGCGCUGGCGUCAGCCCGGCCGGAACCUUCGGAAACGCCGCUGACGUGUCACCGGACGAUUUUUUUGGCGGGCUGGGCAGCCCUGACCAAUCCGGAGGCAAGGCGGCUGGCGGAGUGCCGGGAAGCGCGGGAGCGGGGGGCGGGCGGUCGGAUCUGCCGUCGCUGGGGGCGGCGACGGCGAGCGAUCGGUUCAAUCGGCUGUCGUGGGGAUCGUGCGGCGUGGAGCAGUCGGAGGUGUUCAGCCACGGCAUCAUCGCGGGCGGCCUGAUUGAUGGCACCGUCGCGCUCUGGAACCCCGCGCGCAUCAUUAGCGGCAAGACGGGCGAGGGAGAGGGAGCUCUCGUCGCCAAGAUGUCCAAGCACAAGGGCGCGGUGCGCGGGUUGGAGUUCAACCCAGCGGCGCCCAAUUUGCUGGCGUCAGGCGCGGAGGACGGAGAGCUCUGCAUCUGGGACCUCGCCAACCCGUCCGCGCCCUCGCUCUACCCCUCGCUCAAGGGAGCGGGAGGAGGCCCACAGGGGGAGAUAUCGUGUCUGGCGUGGAACCGCAAGGUGCAGCACAUCGUCGCUACCACCUCCUACAGCGGCCUCUCCGUCGUCUGGGAUCUCCGCAAGCAAAAGCAGGUCAUCAGCUUCGCGGAUCCAGUGAGCAGGAGGCGCUGCUCGUGUCUGCAGUGGAACCCCGAGAUAGCCACACAGCUCAUCGUUGCCUCUGAUGACGACCGCUCGCCCUCCCUCCAGGUUUGGGAUCUGCGCAACGCCAUGUCGCCUGUGAAGGAGCUCACCUCGCACACCAAAGGAGUGUUGGCCAUGGCAUGGUGUCCCAGUGACAGCGGGCUGUUGCUCUCGUGCGCCAAGGACAACCGCACCCUCUGCUGGGACACGUCUGUUGGGGAGGUGUUGUGCGAGCUACCGGCGGGUACCAACUGGAACUUCGACCUGCAGUGGUCGCCACGGGUGUUGUGCGAGCUACCGGCGGGCACCAACUGGAACUUCGACCUGCAGUGGUCGCCACGGGUGCCAGGGCUGCUCUCCGCCUCCUGCUUCGACGGCCACGUCUCGCUCUACAACAUCGAGGUGCGUCUCUCGCUCUACAACAUCAAGUCGGCUAGCAGCAAGGAGUCAGACUUUGGCGCGUCGCUCGCCAACAGAACGCCCAUGGCAACAUCCCGCGCGCCCAAGUGGUUGAAGCGGCCGUGCGGAGCAACCUUUGGCUUUGGCGGGCGGCUGCUGUGCUUUGGAAGCAAGGUGGGGCAAGCAGGGCAUGGGGCGCAGGUGGCGGUGCACAGUGUGGUGACGGAGGAGGGCGUGGUGGCCCGCGCUGACGAGUUUGAGGCUGCCGUGGCGGGCGGCGACAGGGAGAAUCUCAAAGCCUUCUGCCAACACAAGGCGCAGCUCGCCACUGCCCCAGAGGACAGGGAGACGUGGGACUUCCUCACAGUGCUCUUUGAAGACGAUGCCCGGCGCAAGCUGCUGGCACAUCUCGACUUCCCGCCCAUCCACAUCCCCAACCCCACCCUGCCCCCCGCCGAAGACCCUGCUGCCGCUGCCGCCGCUGCUGCUGAAGCCGAAGCAGCAGCAGCAGAGGCCGCGGCGGGAGAGGCGGGAGCAGAGGCGGCGGCAGCAGGAGUGGGAGGUCUGUCUCUUGACGGUGCUGGUGGGGAAGGAGGGGGGGUUGUGGCGGGGACGGGAACAGGGCUGGAUGGAAUUCCGUCCGCCACGGGCGACGUUGACUUCUUUGACGAUCUCGCUGGCAGCACCACUCCCAACGCUGCUGCUGCUGCUGCUGCUGCUGCAGCCACAGCAGGGGAAGCUCCGGGAGAGAACGGCGAGAUCACCGGGGAAGCAGCAGGGGAGGGGGAGGCGGAGGAGGAGGAGGAAGAUGACGAGGAAGAGGGGGAGGAGGGAGGCGGGGAGUGGGAGGGCGAGGUGCAGAGGGCGCUGGUGGUGGGGAACUAUGAGGCGGCAGUGGAGAGGUGUCUGGCGGCGGGCAGGGUGGCGGAUGCGCUCGUGCUGGCAGCAGUGGCGGGGUUCAACUCGGACCUCUGGGCACGCACCCAGCGCUGGUACCUCCGCCGCAACCGCCGCCGCUCUUUUCUCAAGGUGCGUGGGCUGGCUGUCGUGGGCGCCUUGUGGCUUUUGAGAGCUCUAGCCUCCCUUGUGGUUUCUGUUCUGCUAGACGCAGCGAGGGCUGCUCUGUGUGUGCCUCUUCUUUCUUCCUCCCUUGCACCCAGGCACAUCAAUCCCCUCAUCCCGUUCUCCCGUUUGCCACCAGCUCUUCUCCUCUCCCCAUCUCCACACCGUUGUGCCUGCACACGCCCAUCCCUGGCAGCAAUCACAGCUGCUGGGCUGCGACGCCACGAGCCCUCUAAUGCCGCUAGUGUGCUGAGGCUCGUGUGCUCGAGUGACAUUAGAGGGCUCGUGGCAUCGCAGCCCUUUUCCCUCCUUCCCAUUCUUAACCCUCGUUCGUUUCCACUUCCCACCCCCCCUCUCCGCUCCCCCUCCCUCCCCCCAUGUGGUGGAGAUGCAGCUACUGGGAGCGGUGGUGGCGAGCGGCAUCAGAGGGCUCGUGGCGUCACAGCCUCCUUCAACCCUCUUUCCCAUGCUUUAACCCUCGUCCCCUCUCCUCCCCUCCACCCCCUUCCACCCUAUCUUGGUCCACAGCUGCUGGGAGCGGUGGUGGCGAGUGACAUCAGAGGGCUCGUGGCGUCACAGCCGCUCUCUGACUGGCGGGAAACACUCGCCAUGCUCUGCACUUAUGCGCCAAGCCACGAGUGGUCCGUGUUGUGUGACGAGCUGGCAGCACGGCUCGAAGCGGCGGGGCAGUGGCAGGCGGCAACGCUGUGCUUCAUGUGUGCGGGCUCCAUUGACCGAGUCGUCGACAUCUGGGCCUCCCGCCUGCAGCCCUCACAGGGGUCCCCGCCCCUGCCGCACCUGCAAGAUCUUAUUGAGAAGGCAGUGGUGCUGGGCUUGGCUACAGGACAAAGCAGGGUCGGCGGCAGGUGGGCGGCGUCGCUCGUCUCAGAGUACGCAACGGUACUGGCGGCCCAGGGCCGGGCGGCGGCGGCACAGCAUCUGUUGUCUCUUCUGCCUCCGUGGGAGGAGAGUGUGAAUGACCCGAGUGUGGCCGAGGCUGCCACGGCUGCUGCUGCCUUGAAGGAGCGCAUCUACCGCAGCGGACUCGUUGUCGUGGACCCCUCACAGCCGGCCCCGCCCUUCCCCUUCACGUCUGUCGAUGUGCCUGUUGGCUCCACCACCACCACCACUGCUGCUGCUGCUGCUGCCAAGCCGUAUGCCACACAGCAAUCAGCAUUUGCUGUUGCGCCUGCUCAGCCUUCGUACUAUCAGGCAUGUACCUGCCUCAUCUCCUGCCCGGCAUUUCACCCCCCACCCAUGCAGCCCAUGCAGCCCAUGGCAGCAGGGCAGGCAGCACCAGGCGCACAGCCGUCCUUCAUGCCUGUUGCUCCCCCGCCUGUGGCCGCCCCGCCUCCAUCCACACAUCACAUGCCCUCCGGCCCUCCACCGGGAAUGAUGAUGCCCACGCAGCCGCCACCAGCAGCACGGGCAGCACAGGGACCCCGCCCAGUGGCCUUCACCCCAGUAGCUCCCCCUCCUGCCCACCGCAUGCCCACCGGCCCCCCUCCCGGCAUGGCCCCCACCGCCCCUCCCCCUGGAGUCUUCCCCCCUGGCGCACCCCCCCCUGGGGUGCUUCCCCCCGGGGUUCCCCCCCCUGGCGCUGCCCCCAUGAUGCGCCCCACUGGUCCCCCUCCUGGCGUGCGCCCCCCUGGUGUUGCUGCUGUGGGUCCGCCUGGGGCUGCUGCUGCUGCUCCUGCUGCGGCUGCACCCGCCCCCGCUGCUCCCGAGGCUGCGCCGCCCGCCCCGCCGCCCACGGUGCAAACAGCCGACACCUCCAACGUGGCCCGUGAGUUUUCUUUUUUUAUUGCCAGCCCGCCUCUCUCGUCUCUCGCCUCUCGUCUUCCCCUCCUCCCCCACACGAUUUGGCCCAAGAGUCUCUUGAACCGGGUGUGUGCUGCUCUCCCUCCCCUCUCCCCCUCUCUCCCUCUCUCCCCCUCUCUCCCUCUCGCCCCAGCUGAGCUGCGCCCAGUGGCAGGCACGCUGGGGAGGGUGUACAAGGAGGUGGCAGCGGCGGUGGCGGCGCAGGGCAAUGCGGGGAAGAAGAGGGAGAUGGACGCCAACAGCAAGAAGCUCGGGCUGCUGCUGCAGCGCCUCAACCAGCGCGAUGUGUCGCCCUCCGUAGCUGGCAAGCUGGGGCCACUCUGUGCUGCUCUGGAUGCCGGGGACUAUGCCACUGCUCUGCACAUCCAGGUGGAUCUGACGACCAAGGACUGGGAGGAGUGUGGCGUGUGGCUCACGGCGCUCAAGAGCGUUAUCAAGACAAGACAACAGCUGGGAUGA
Molecule: messenger RNA, 4605 nt
Organism: Closterium sp. NIES-65
Lineage: Eukaryota; Viridiplantae; Streptophyta; Zygnematophyceae; Desmidiales; Closteriaceae
Source: the annotation of a GenBank genome assembly